Meloidogyne enterolobii is the source of this 331-nucleotide messenger RNA. The record is from the annotation of a GenBank genome assembly. Lineage: Eukaryota; Metazoa; Nematoda; Chromadorea; Rhabditida; Meloidogynidae.
UUCUGCAAAACCUGGAGACUGGAUAGAGGAAGGAGGUAUUAGUUAUUUCAACCCUGAAAGGUUUGGGGAAAAUUUAGAAGCUUACAAAAAAGGAAUUAAUUAUGAUAGAAUUUAUUAUGAAAAUACAAGUAGAGCUUUAACUGGAGCAAUGAAAAGAGAAAAUAAUGACCAAUUUUUAAAAGAUUUAUUUGGAAAAAUUAAAUAUCAUUUUGUUAAUCAAAAUAAAUUUGCAAAUUUUGAAGCUUUUCCAAAACCUUCAAAUAUUAUUUAUAUUGGGGGUAUUCUUGUUGAAGGAAAUGAAAAUAUAAGAACUGCUAAAAAUUAUGUAUGA